Molecule: messenger RNA, 7751 nt
Organism: Pimephales promelas (fathead minnow)
Lineage: Eukaryota; Metazoa; Chordata; Actinopteri; Cypriniformes; Leuciscidae
Gene: luzp1
Product: leucine zipper protein 1
Source: RefSeq, a predicted model, not a curated record
GUAGUCGUUCUAGGGGUGGGUCUUUCUUGGCAAAGGAAAACCCACCUUUUUCAUUGUUUGGAUGUCGAAGGAAUGUGAUGGUUUGAUCUUGUGGCGCAAGGGAGGGGGUGAGUGAAGGAACUAGCGAGGACCCUGCUGAGAGCUGAUCUAUUCAUCCUCAAAAAGUCAAACGCGACUGAGUAGUUUGCCCUUCCAGAGAGCUAACGUUACCACCGAAAAAAUCCCACUACUCUUCUCCCGGUGCUCAAGGUGACCAAAACUCACGUGGAUCACUAGGGAUUGUGGAGACAAGGCGUAAAUAAAAUAAUAAAAUAUCCAAAACUUCCCCCUAAAGGUAAAAGAAGACAAAGGGAUCUUAACUUUGAAUCUUCAAUUUCUUCUUCAGAGUCCUAGAGCCACUUAGAAAUCACCACCAUACAAAUGUGUACCCCUCUAUCAAUCAAUCAUAAAGACCUCACAUUGGAUUAGUAUCAGAAAGAAAAAAUGACAGACACAACAAAUCGCCAUCUAAGGCACAAGUUGCAGAGCUUAGGGCGACGUCUGGAUGAGCUUGAAGAGGCCAGAGGAAAACUACAGAAAGCUGAAGAUGAACUUCUUGACAUUCAGGACAAAAUCAUUCAGGCUGAAGGGAGUAAUUCCUCACUGCUCGCCGAUGUGGAGGCAAUGCGGAAGAGAUUGCUCAAAAUUGAAGGCAAAGAUGAAGAGGUCAGAAAAGCAGAGGAUCUUUGUCGGGAUGUUAGGGAGAAACUAGAUCAGGAGGAGAAACUUACCAAGGAUCUUAAAGUGGAGAUUGAGCGUCUUCAGCGCAGAAUGUCUGAACUUGAGAAGCUUGAAGAGGCUUUUGGUAAAAGCAAGUCAGACUGUACCCAGUUGUGCCUUAGUCUUAAUGAGGAGAAAAACCUGACCAAAAAGCUUGCUGCAGAGCUUGAUGCCUUGAAGGCACGUGUAAAGGAAGUGGAUACCUCUGAAACUCGACUGGACAGGGCAGAAAAAUCCCUUACAGCAGAGAUGGAGAAACUAAAGAGUCUCACUCAGACAUUUGUGAAUGAACGCAAACGACUUCUUGAAAGGCAGAGAGAGGAUGAGAAAAUCAUACUCAAACUGACAGAGAAGCUUGAACGCCAUAAAAACAAACUGGGCACAGCAGACCACACCCGAUUUGAUUCUAGAGAUCUUAGAAUUGAGGAUGAGUUCUCAACAGGUCUUACAUGCAAACUGACCAGGAAGAAGAGUUUUGAAUACUUAAAGCAUUCAGAUGACCUUGAUUUGAGAAAUGAGUCAGAGAAUGAAAAAAAUUGCAUAGAGGGACAGGAAGAUAAUAAGGUAAAAGACCUCAGUCAGGAAGUGGAAAGAUUGAAAAAUCGUUUGAAGCAAAUGGAGUUAGUGGAGGAGGACUUGAAGAACGUGGAAUCCAAGAAUGCUGAACUGAUAGAAAAGUACCAGCAUGAGAGGAACCGUAGUCAAGCUCUCCAUGACCAGGUUGAGCAGAUGAAACAGCAGCUUAAUGGUUGCAGCAAUAGUAAUGGAAACUCUGCAAUUAGCAGCAUUACAAAGGCCCUGGAGAAUGGCAAGGCGGAAAAUGAGGAGAUCAAUGUACGAGGUGGCGUCAGACAGGAGACACCUAAAUUCCUAAAUAGGAGUCCUGCUGCUUCUGAACCAGUCAUCUCCAAGUACAAAAGCAGAGAGGCAUCUCCUCAGCAAAGGCGAGAAACUAAACUGAGGAACAAAGACCUUUGUCACUCCACAGAAUGCUCCCCAAAGACUGUACGAAGGACUCUUAGUCCAGCACAUAAUGUCAGGAAAGGUUUGAAGACUGGUGCUCCCAGUGCUGUUUCUGACAAUGAGACAAAAGAUGGCAAGAAAGAAAAAAAAUGUGGAAGUGGCUCAUCAAGUGAAAGCAAGAAAAUGUCGGUCCUUAGUCGCUAUCCUCCAGCUGCUGAUUACCAAAAGCCUUUGAAGCCAUCGGUCAAGCAAAAUGACAGUGAUAGCAAGAGGAAUCAAGUGGACAAGUUGUCCAGAUACCCUGGAAGUGAUAAUGAAUCAGCCAGGGCUGCUAUCAUUGACUCAUCUGAGAAAGGACUAAAUGAACCUGGGAGUUUAUAUCAGGAUGCUUCUGCGUUGUUGAGUCUUUCCAAGGCAAACGGAUCCUAUACUGCUUACAAGUCUCAAGUCUCAUCUGUUCUGAGUGAUCACGGUUCUGAUGGUCACUCCUCAGCUUCUGAAACCGAAUCCACUGGCUCCAGGCGAUCGGCAGGUGAGCAAAGUGACCCCCUGAUAUCAAGUGCAAGUGGAAAAACAUCAUCAAAGUAUACCAGAUACUCACGACUGCAAGAAUCUUACUCUGAUGGUUCCUCAAAGAGCCCCUUUGGUGAGGAGCAACACAGGCCUCUUACAGUAGAAGGGGAUACCCAAGAGACUAUGCAUACUACCUCAGGUAUUGAGAUCCGCAGGGUAUGCAGUCCUCGUGAAGCCCUCCAGUCAAAAGCUGUCAUCAAGCAAGCCAUUGUUGAGAUUGACAGGAAGGAAGUGAUGUCAGGGAGAAUCACAGAGCCUUUGACUACCAGUGGAAAACCCAAGAUCUCCACUAAGCCAGUAUUGACUAGCAAGAUGACCAGCAGUAUCACCUUCUAUCCCAAUGAUCCCAGCUCCUCUCGAACAAGCAGUCGGAGCAGUAGUUUGUCAAGCGAGCCCCCUUCCAAGGAAAGGCACACUUCGACUAGUAAUAUUGUCAUCAGCCCCAGCAGUGAGCAUAGGGGUAGCAUCUCUAUACCUUAUGAAAUAUCCAUCCCUAAGAGUGAGAUCACUCUGUGUCAAAGUGAGACUGAUGCAGACCACUCUGAACCUCACGGUUACCUUGAGACCGCUCCUGUGGAGGCAGCCCUCCUGUCUCAAAGUAGCUUCAGCCUCCAGUCUUCAAGUGCUUCAGACUUAAAUAAUGACAUUGAAUCUGGGUUUGAGAGCAGCAGUAGCAGCACCACUGUGACCAGCUGGAGAAGCCACCGUCAAAACCACCACUCAUAUGAUGACAGUUUGCCAGAAAUGAGAAACAUCACCGUCAGGAGCACUUGGAGGAGCCGUGGGGCAGCUUCUGUGGAUGAAUCUGCUCGAGCAAUAAGGCAAGAUGGCUCGGAGGAUGAGGGCGAGGCUCCAACCACCUGGAGAGCAUAUAGGGCAACUACAGUGUUGGACACUCCAUCAAACACUAGCACUGUUGCUAACUUUGGAGGUAAACCAAGCCCAGCCGAGGUAUACAUGCGUAGGAUCAACAAUGCAGCACCGUCUAUCCCUGAACAAGGACGAAGGAACAAGAAGACGCCUUCACCAGAGAGGGCUAUAGCGCAUGAGCCUGUCAGCGCCCAGCAACUUCAGCCAAGAGGCCGUAAACAACCCAUGUCAUCAGAUGAUGGAGAACCUGUUCCGUCCUCAUGGCGAAGGCAGCCCACAGGUGACGUGGACCCGUACGAUAGGCCUGGGAGUCGUGGAGCUUGGUCUAGCAGAAACCGCCCAGCCGAUGGGAGCCGGUCGUGGUCAAACCGACAUCUGGAAAAUUGAUCCAAAAUGCCCACAUUUCCAACUAGUUCUUGCAUCUCAAAGCAGCCCCUGUGUGCAAGGAAUGAAGCUCAUCCCAUCUCUUCAGUUACACCAUGUCUUUAAUAGACCCAUCAGCUGAUAAGAGUUGCAGGUAGACCCCAAAAGACCCCUGGGAACCUUGUCAUCAUACCCGUACAUCAACCUGUAUGAAUUCACUAUCUUCCAGCUGUCGCUUUGGGAACGGAAGUCACAUGGUCCUACAGCGAUGAAUCCUCUUCUGCUCCUCGUAGUGUAUUAAAGUCGUCAGACAUGACAAGGGAGAGGUGCAGACAUGUGACUGCCUUGAUGUUGGGAAUAUGUGAAAGGGGCUUUGGGUAAUUGAUAUGCAUUUUGAGAACCCCUCACAGACCUUUCUGAUGCCACAGGUCUUGAACUCCAUGUGUUAUUCUCACAAGGAGCAAGUUACAGCUUCUCAAUUAUCUAUCAAGUUUUUUUUUUUUUUUUCAUUGGGAUUAUUGCACACAACUAAAAUGCAUUGAUUAUCCAGGCGAACACACACAUAGGUGUAUACAUAUUUUUUUGUCUUGUGUCUUAGGGGCCAGUAGUGUCAUCCACAUUCUUGGAGUACAUGCUAAGGCCAACAUUCUUCACUAUUCAUUGAUGUACAUAUGCCCAGUUGUCCAAAUUUAUUUUGAUCUCAUUUGUAAUUUGCUCCUUGAAUCCGAUCAUGCCAAUUUAUUCUGUUAUUAGUUUGUCUUUUUCCUUCAUCUGCUAUUUAACUGGAUUUGAUGAUCUCACAACCAGCAUAGCGAAUGCACAGGGCCAUCAAGACUAAACGUUUUUAAGAAAAGCUGGGAAAUGCAUCUGCAUGUUGACCUUUCCCCAUCUCAGUAGCUCUGAAGGGAUUCUGGCUUUGGAUUCCAAACCACUGGAGAAGAAUCCGAUCACCUAGAGGUCAUCUCAUUGUGACCUUGUCCAUCUGGGUAGCUAACUGGGAUUAACCCAAAUUCUGGACAUUUCGAGAGAAUUUUCAGAGCUGACUCAUUACAGACGCUCUUCUCUACUCGCUAAAUUUGCACAGAAAGACUAUGAUCCGAACUGUCUUUGUGUCACAGAAAACCAGCGUUUGGGAUUCUGCUGGUCCGAGUCAGUCUAAUAAACCCCUAGACGGGUUGUGUUUUCAAGUUAUUUCAGCCAUAGAGCUUGUUGAGCCUUGAGGGUGGCUAGCAUGACACCACAGAGGAUGCAGAAUGCUUCAGUUAUGAAUGCCUAUGCCUGGAUAAAUGGCCUCACCAUCGAAAACAUCGGAAUGCACAUCACGUUGUCCUCGUGUGGUUAGAACUUGUUGAAAUAUAAUUGAAUAGAGUUGUUGCAGAUGAAAUGUUGUGUACUGUUUCCAUUAGGUUUUAAACUCAAGUUCAGUGCCACCAACCAUGUAUUUUCUUAUUCCUGCUCAGAUUCCUUUUGUCCUCAAACACUACUCUUGAGUGUCUGUGUGUAUUAAUAUCUCUCUUAUCCAAUACCUUGAAUCGACGAUGAUGACAAAGGGUCAAUUAUCCAUCAGUCACUGGAAUAUGGGAUGUUUUACUUUUCUGUUUGUUUUAAUCUAAUGCUGUAUGUGUAAUGUUGGUCUGGGGGUUGAUGUUCAGGCGUCUCACUCGGUUAUUACAGAUUUAAAAAGAUCCACACCUCACCAUCACGGUCAGUUUUGCUUCGUUUUGUUUUCCUGUGCUUCUGUGCCCUGAAUAUUCAUCCCUUUGACUUGGGCUGGAUUGAGUCUUUGAAACAAAAGUGGAAAUUUCUGUUUGUCUAUCAAUUUAUCUUUUUUAUUUAAGUCAUUCUAAUGAAUUUGUAAUUGCACUUAAAUCAUUAAAACAGCCUUACAAAAGUAAGAAAACAGUCUAGAUCUUUCUGGAAAUACGUUUUUUCUAAUGUAUAAUAAUGUUCUCCGCUUUGGUUGUCUCUACACAUGAUUAACAGCAAAAAGUAUUGCUUGCAUAAGUUAACACCACAUUUCCCUAAAUAAUAGUGCCAACCAACUUAAAACGCAUUUCAUUUUCUAUAGUAAGCUGCCCAUACAAAACUUAUUUUUUUUAUUGUUUAUAUGUUUUAUUAAACUCAUUUGACUUCAGGCGGCGGUUUGGCUUUGUACUUCUCAAAUUUGCCCUACUUUAUUCUGCAAAGUAAAAACAAACGUUUGUCUUUCCAAAUGUAUAUCCCAGACUUCACCUCUACUUCCUGUUCAAGGGUCUCAUGCUGGAGCGAACACGCUGGCUCCUGUAUCUCAUGCCCUUGCUUUCUCAGAAUACCCUAGUGCCCUGGGCUGCUGUAAUCCAAGCUGCUGGUCCCUAAAGCGGUUUUAUUGGCUGGCUAAAGAAGCUGCAGCAGUAGGCUUGAUAUAUGGUCCCUGGGUUGGUUUCAGGUCGGAGGUCAGUGCUGCAUUUGAUGGCCUUCUAACUUCUAAGGGAGGAAAUGGGGCCAACUGGCAGCAAAUAAAAAAUACAAAGUGAAAAAGGAAGCAGAGUGGGUGACUGGAUUGGUGUCCAUGUGUGGUACCAAGAAGAACCAGGAGGGUCAGCCAGGAUUCUGUAGGGAUGGAAGGUUUUAGCUGUUUCCCAACUUCCGCAAAUAGUUUCAGGCAUUAUGAAUUGUAAAUCCCUUUAUAAUAAAUUUGUGCCCACUCAAAGCUUGCAAACAUGAUCCUAAAACUGCAGCAUGACCCAGAUUGAUGUGAUGAUAUAUAGAGAGUCUGUACUGGAAAUACCAGACUACAUCUCUCUUCCCAACCCCCCGGCCAGGCAAAGGUCUCACGGCUGCUCUGUGGCUUCAACGCACAACCACAGCUGUCGGAAAACGUAUAUUUUAUGCGCUCGCAAGACAGUCCAGAGUUUCUGAAAGUUAUUCUUUUUUUUUAAAAGAGGCCGACUGAAACCACAAUUCGCGAGGAAUUCUUCUUCAUUUCUCAACCCCAUUUACUGAUGUGUCAAUGUGCCGUUCACCCUCUGAAGUCAUCUAACACAUGUCUCAAAUUUUCUUUCCUCCACUUCUGUCUUUAGCUCUCUGUGGAAAUAAUCGGUCUGAGAUUUGGUUGCACGUCUCAGAACAGAUUGAAGGUUAUAUAGUUUCGCAUACUGUUCGUUUAAAAGAACUAGCAAAAUCAUGAAAAUACGUCUUCCUACAUGAAGAUUUUCCCAUCACCUUUAUGGACAUUUUGGCUAGCCAAACUUAACCUAGCUAUGACACCAGUCAGGAAGCAUUAUCAUGUCUAGCUUCUGACAGUUGGUUUUUAAUCAUUUUAAGUGGCAAUUUUCUAAACCUUAUUGAGAAUAGUAGUUGUAAUUAUUGUAUAAAAACAUUUUUGAACAAUAAAGUAAUAUUGAAUGCACAUAAGAGAACAUUUGAAGGCUUUGACAUGUGCACAUUUGACAUGUGCCUGCAUUAAAAGCAUUAAAAGGCCAAAAAUAGGUCAAUGUCAUGAAAUAUCACACUCCAGAUUCUGCACUUAACCAGCAAUUAAUUUAUUUACCCCUUUCCCUAACCUUUAUAGACUUCAAUUUUUAAUAUGCCUGUUUUUCCCUUUUCUUUUUUUAAAUCACUCCCCAGUUAAGUGAAUGUACAGUCAUCAAAGAUGUGUAAAUAUGUACAUGUGUUUUGUGCACUGGCCAGAAUAACAUAAUAAUUUCACCUGCAGCAUUACUGUGAGACAGCUCUUAUAUUUUUCUGGGUUGAGAGAUAGACUGUCCACAUUAUUUGUAUAUAAUUGCAAAGUGUUUUAUUGUCAUGUGUGUCAAUUAUUGUUAUUUUUUUCCUGUAAGGCCAAGUGCGAUAUAUUUCAGUUGACACAAUGUGCCAAAAAUCAUUCCAAGAUAUUUGUGUAGUUCUUUACAAGCUUUUCCUUCUGUUAUCUGAUUUUUUUUUUUCAAACUACAAUCAAAUAGUUUUAUUUAAAAAUAUCUUGUAAUUUUGUAAAGUGGGCCAUGUUUAAGAUAUGUGAAGAUUUGUCCCCCCUUGCUCUUGUUUAUUUGUGUAAACGUGUACCUUAUUGGACUCCUGGAGAGUGUUUUUUUUAUUUUUAAUUUCCAUAAACUAUUAAAGUUAGAUUCAGUUAAAAGUGUUAAUUAACCAGCUUUUCAGACAUUGCCCACUUGUGCGUUUUUUUCUAUCAUUCUAAGAGAUGUUCCUGGGUGAAGUGUUUAUUAAAUGUAAGAUGGCUAUGUUGA